Danio aesculapii is the source of this 1725-nucleotide messenger RNA. RefSeq names its product Rho GTPase activating protein 19 (gene arhgap19). The transcript is spliced from 11 exons. The coding region runs from base 25 to 1389 and encodes 454 amino acids. Gene Ontology annotation, molecular function: GTPase activator activity. Gene Ontology annotation, cellular component: cytoplasm. The record is from RefSeq and is a predicted model, not a curated record. NCBI's taxonomy places the organism in Eukaryota, Metazoa, Chordata, Actinopteri, Cypriniformes, Danionidae. Gene Ontology annotation, biological process: regulation of small GTPase mediated signal transduction; signal transduction.
GUGGAUUCAAACGGAAGAUGAAAGAUGGCCACGGAGAAAGACACCGAUGUAAAUAAACGAGACCGAAGAGGCACCGUGUGCAAUGUUGUGAUCAAUCAGGAGUCCGAAUCAGGCAGCAGUGGCGACGGUCGACCGCCCAUCAUCUUCAACCCUGACUUCUUUGUGGAGAAGCUGCGUCAUGAGCGUCCCGAAGCCUUCACCGAGCUGGUGCUGAGUAACAUCACGCGGCUCAUCGACCUCCCGGGGGCCGAAUUCUCACAGCUACUGGGCGACGAGGAACCCAAAACUCCCAACGCUGGCUUUUUCCGCUCCUUCAACUUCCUGAAACGCAAAGACAAAGGUGUUGUGUUUGGCAUGCCCCUCACAGAAGAAGGAAUAGCCCAGAUAUAUCAGCUCAUCGCUUACCUCAGCAAAAAUCUCCAUGUGCAGGGUCUGUUUCGUGUUCCUGGGAACAGUCUGAGGCAGCAGACGCUGAGAGAGCAGCUCAACAGCGGAGCCGAUAUCGACUUCGCCGCCGGUGACUUUCAUCCCAAUGACGUGGCCACGCUCCUCAAGAGCUUCCUGGGGGAACUGCCGGAGCCCCUGCUGACCCACCGCCACCUGCACGCUCACCUGAAGAUCACAGAAAUGACCACGUUUGACGAUGAAGGCAACAAGACGAGUUUUCCGGAUAAGGAGCGUCAGAUCGAGGCCCUGCAGCUCCUCCUUCUGCUUCUUCCCACCGCCAAUCGAACACUCCUCAAGCUGCUGCUGGACUUGCUCUACCACACCGCCAAACAGCAGGACAAAAAUAAGAUGUCUGCGCACAACCUGGCACUCAUGUUCGGCCCACACGUCAUCUGGCCCAAGAAUAUGAAUGCCAGUGACCUUCAGGAGAACCUGAAGAAGCUCAACAGCGGGAUGGCGUUUCUAAUCAAACACUCACAGAAGAUCUUUAGGGCUCCAGCAUAUCUGAGAGAACAUGCCAGACUCCAGUUCGCAAACACCAAAAUCCUUCAAUCCAAGGAUGAUCUGGAGCUGUUGUCUGUCAGUGGCUCUCCGUUCAUCAGCGCGUGUAAGAGGAGCGGAGAGAGAGUUCGCUUAGACUCGGAUAACCACACAGAAGAGGCGCUGAAAGAGCUAUGCAGACACGUCUCGGAUAACAUGCCUAACUCCGCCAAGAAGAAGAAGCUCAUCAGACAGCUUGGCAAGCCGUCGACCCCUGGGACACCUGUCAAUGAGAACCUGACGCUUAGCAGUAAGAAACACGCGCGCUCGCGCUCCUUCGGCGGUCUCAUCAAGAGGAAGGUUUUGGGAGGUCAGCCGGCAGACAGGAGAGGGCGACACGUGUCUCCUCAGAGCGCUGCAGGUUUGGGGAAAGAGAACGUCAGCUCUGAGACAGCCAUCUGAACUCCACACUGCCAUCAGUUUCUUUGACACUAUUGUGAGUUCUGCCCGGAUACAGCAGCCCAUCACAGACAACCAGAGGAGAUAGGACGCAUCAUUUUAAUAUUUAACUUAUUGCUCUAAAUUCUGCAUAGUCUUAAAAGGUUCAAGCUAAUUUCCAUUUAAUGUGUAAAUAUUCUUUUUUUCCCAUUUUUAAUAUUGACUGUAUAGUUUUAAACUGUUACAUCAGGUGCUUGUGGGUGAUAAACCACUAGUCAGCUACACUGGGUAUUAAAACUGACCCAUGAAAACAUAACCACAGUGUGUAAAUGUGUAAAUAUAUAAAUAUAUAUUUGUGUG